AUGAGAGCCGCCGCGUCGACUGUGGCUAUCAGCACAUCAUCCGUGUGUGCGGAGGGCGCGGACGCGCAGCGGACGAGCCUGCCAUUCGUUGUCUUCGAGCUCGUCAUGGCCUCGCUAUGCACUUUUAGCUAUUUUAUAAUGCGACGUCUGCGCCGACUGUCAGAGCUGCGCGCGCAACAGCGCUACGAUAGGCUGAGUCGCAUUGAAGUAGGAUUCGGCGCCAACACCAACGCCUCAGAUCGCACGGUAGCGCUGUAG
Molecule: messenger RNA, 258 nt
Organism: Trypanosoma grayi
Lineage: Eukaryota; Euglenozoa; Kinetoplastea; Trypanosomatida; Trypanosomatidae
Exons: 1
Coding region: 1-258 (85 amino acids)
Source: RefSeq, a predicted model, not a curated record